Podospora bellae-mahoneyi is the source of this 2256-nucleotide messenger RNA. RefSeq lists its product as uncharacterized. Lineage: Eukaryota; Fungi; Ascomycota; Sordariomycetes; Sordariales; Podosporaceae. Gene Ontology annotation, molecular function: oxidoreductase activity, acting on paired donors, with incorporation or reduction of molecular oxygen; monooxygenase activity; iron ion binding. The record is from RefSeq and is a predicted model, not a curated record. The transcript has 5 exons. The coding region runs from base 283 to 2124 and encodes 613 amino acids.
GCAAUCUCUGUCACACCACACGGCAGCUCUUUGCUCGUGUGCCGCACAAGGUUUUCUUCCUUCAGGAUUCUCGGUUUUUCGGGUGGUGGGGGAUAGCCGAGGAGGGGCCCCCAAGUACAGGGCACAGCACCACAGAAAGGCAGUUUUAUUCACUCGGAUAUCGGGGCUAGCAUCGGCAUUCAAUCACUUCCCGCACCGACUCCAGGUUCAGCGGCGCAUACCGCGGCAGGACACGAGUGCGGAUAUGUCUUGCGAUGAAAAGCCACGUGGGAUUGAAAGCACAUGCUUGGUACGAAUCAUUGCCCAUCCCGACACACCCACCAGAUUGCCGACACAUCCAGAUCUAGUUUAGGCACUCGCAUAUCACAACACUCCUUUGCCUGGCAAACAUGGACGCCACAGACAUCGAGUAUGGACAACCCCAACGUGGCUCGGUUAUUGAAGAAUGUUAGUGGAGGUAGAGAGGGAUGCCUGCUUGGGGUUGGGGGUCUAAGCCAAUACCAAGAGCUACCUGGAGGGAUAAGUACGCUGCCCGGUAUCACGGAAGUACCUAGCAGGUUGGAGGAUUACCUGUCACCAAAGAUGGCCUCCCUACUCCUACCAUCCCCCCAGCUUCCCCGUCUAGCCAACCUCCUCACAAGCUCAGUACUCCUCCACCUCCUCAUCGCCCUCCUCCUCCUAAGUCUCGCCUACCGUGUCCACCGCUGGCAUAAACUCUGUCAUGUCCCUGGCCCCUUCCUAGCAGGAUGGACCUCCCUCUGGCUCACCCGCGGCUUCAUCAGCUACAAAGUCUACGAAGACAUGCACGCCCUCACCAAGAAAUAUGGCCCUGUCGUCCGUGUAGCUCCAAACAAGGUGAUCAUCAACAACAUUGACUCCAUCUACCGCAUCACCAGCGCGCGGUCAGAGUACAAAAAGAGUGACUGGUACCUCCUCGCACGGGUGAUGCCGGGGGCGGAUAAUCUCCUCUCAAUGAGAGAUCCAAAGCUGAGAGCCAAGAGGUUGAGACAUUUCUCGGGCAAAAACCAAGACGACUUCGAACCCGCCGUUGACAAAACCAUCUCCACCCUCCUCGACCUCAUCAACACCAAAUACCUCUCAUCCCCCUCCCAACACCGCCUCAUGAACCUGGCCCAGAAAUCCCACUUCUACACCUUGGACUCGUUCGGUGAAAUAGCCUACAGCCAGUCCUUCGGCUCCCUCGACACCGACAGCGACGUCCUCGGCAUCGUCAAAACAGGCGACGUGACCUUCCCUCUGCUCAGCGCGGUGCACAACCACCACAAGAUCUUCCAGACGAUUCAAAAAUGGCCUUUUUACUACCUCCUCCCCAGGGAAGGGGACAAAGUCGGUUUUGGGAGGGUGUUUGGCCUGGCGCUGGAGAUUGUGAACAAGAGGUCGAGGGAGGUUGGGGAGGAGGGGGUGGAUAAAAAGAGGGAUAUGCUGCAGAGCAUGAUGGACAAUGGGCUGGAGGGGGAUGAGCUGAGGAGUGAGGUUGCCAUGUCUUUUUUUGUCGGGUCGGACACGGUUGCAUCUGCCAUCAGAAUGACGAUGUUGUUGCUCAUGACACACCCCGUUGUGUAUAGGCGUUUACAAGAGGAGAUCGACGACGCCGCAGAGAAGGGCAAAAUCAGCCGGCCGGUGACGAACGAUGAGGCAAAGAGGCAUCUUCCGUACAUGCAGGCUGUGAUUCAAGAGUCACUCCGGUUAUUCCCCCCCUCGUCAAUCGUCCCGUUUUUCAAGGAGGUCCCUGAGACGGGGGAUACAGUCGACGGAUACUACCUCCCCAAGGGAACCACCAUCGGCACAGGGUGUGUCAUGUGGAGUAUGAACCGCGACGAAGACUUCUGGGGUCCGGACGCGAACCUCUUCCGACCGGAGAGGUGGCUUGAAGCGAACGAGGAGAGAUGGACCGAGAUGGAACGGUGUGUGGAUUUGAUCUUUGGGAGUGGCAAGUUUGUCUGUGCUGGGAAGAAGAUUGCGUUUAUGCAGAUGUACAAGUUGUUUCCCGAGUUACUGAGAGGGUAUAACUGGUCUCUGCCAGAUCCGUUGCGCCUGCCAACGAUUGAUAACCCUACCAUCUGGGAUAUCCACGGGUUGAUGGUGCGGAUAGAGAAGAGGUAGAGCAACGGUGGGCCCUCUCGGACAAAGAUUUCUCGUCAGCAGGAUGCACACCAGGCGCGUUUGGGGAGGGGGAGCAAUUCACAAGUUCGGAUACCUUGAAUCUGAAACAAUCCAGACGGCGCAGGAAAUUCC